AUGGCACACCGAAUCCAUAUCGCCGUUCUAGAUACGGAUGUUCCCUGCCAGACUGUAUACGCCCAGCGCGGUCUUUACAGCUCGCAAUUUCGAACCCUGCUCCAGUCCGCCGCAAAGCGCGUCAACGCAAAUACAGAACUGCAACUCCAAAAUGGGCCGCUAGCUGUGCAUAUAACGGCCUUUGACGCCGUGGGAGGCUCACUCCCACCUCUGGAAUGCCUGCGAUCUACCCCCCGGUCUCCAGCAGACUCUAAAGCCGGUGGCCCAUUCAGCCCUAUCGACGCAAUCCUGAUUACUGGAUCUGCAAGCUCCGCAUAUGAUCUUGACCCAUGGAUCCGGGAACUCGAAUCAUUCAUCCAGAUCGUGCACAGCGAUUUCCCACUGAUCAGGAUGUUCGGUUCCUGUUUCGGUCAUCAAAUCAUCGCCCAGGCUCUGCUAUCAGGCUCGCACGAGAAGAAUGGAGCCGAAGCUGGCGUUCACCCAACGUUCCACGUCGAGCACUCCGCCCUCGGGUUUGAGCUUGGUAUCCAGCCUAUCACUCUAGAACAAUCAUUCACAGCACACUUCCCAUUCCUGGCACAACACACCUCACCCCUGUUCCCAUUUCGCAUCCAGUUAAUUCACGGGGACAUUGUCGUUCCCACGCCUGCCGCAAAAGCCGCAGCCUUGGUCUCCGGACAAGGCGAUGUUCCGCUUCCCCCAGGUUGGAUGAAUAUAGGCCACAGCGCUGCAUGUGAUGUCCAAGGCCUGUACUAUCCGGGUCGCAUCCUGACAUAUCAGGGCCACUUUGAAUUCGACGUUUGGUCAAACCGCGCACUAUGCAUUGAGUUCGGGCGACGCGGGAAUUGGCCUACCGAGUUAGUUCAACGAUACAUUGAGCAGAUUGAACGCUCGCUUGUUCCUGGUGCAGAGGAUAACGACGAUGCAAAGCGUGCUGCAGAGGUUGUUUUGCUUUUCUUUGCAGGUGAAGAUAACUCAGAUGUUGUGCGGAAAUCUUCUGGACUGGGCUUGGGUUUGGGGAGUCUUGUUGCGCCAAAUGGGAUGCUUACGCCUCCACUUGAAUGA
Penicillium pulvis is the source of this 1065-nucleotide messenger RNA. RefSeq names its product type 1 glutamine amidotransferase. The transcript has a single exon. Gene Ontology annotation, cellular component: nucleus; cytosol. Bases 1 to 1065 code for a protein of 354 amino acids. NCBI's taxonomy places the organism in Eukaryota, Fungi, Ascomycota, Eurotiomycetes, Eurotiales, Aspergillaceae. The record is from RefSeq and is a predicted model, not a curated record.